CAUCACCAGCUAUCGUGUACCACAACAUUCUUUUCAAAUCGCCCUGUUUAAACGUCGAAAACGCCGCCAAUAUUGCCGCUCUUUCCUGGACGGGUUUUGGGCAGAAAUGUGUUUUCUCUUCCGCGAAAGGUGGUGAGGGGAGUCUUCAUUUGCGUGUAAACCGUGGGUAGGUUACCCGAACGUGCGUGCGAUCAUGGCGGCGGGGAGACUGGGUGAACUAUGGAUGAAGUUUUGGGUGCCGCCUCGCCCAGCUUUGAAGGUCGACAAGAAAACUCUGGAAAGAACAUGGAAACUCAUGGAGAAAGUCAUGAGAUUAUGCCAGUCCGACAAAAUGAAACUGAAGAACAGCCCUCCAUUCAUUCUGGAUAUUCUGCCGGAGACGUAUCAUCAUCUCAGACUAGUUUGGUCUAAAUAUGAAGGAGAUGACAAAUUGCCCGACCUUGUCGAAAAUGAGUACUUCAAAAUCUUUGUUGACAACAUCAACAAAAAGGCUAAACAGACAAUACAACUGUUCAAAGACAAUAAGGAGAAAAUGUACGAUGAGAGUUCUACAUGUAGAAGGCAACUUAACCGAAUGUCUCUGAUUUUUAGUCACAAUUUAGCCGAGUUGAAGGCUCUCUUCCCAAAUGGACUUUUUGCCGGUGAAUCCUACCGCAUCACGAAGGCAGAUGCUGCUCAAUUUUGGAAGAAAAAUUUUGGUUCAAGAACCAUCGUGUCAUGGAAGAUCUUCCGUCAGGCCCUGACAGAGGUCCACCAAGUCCGCUCUUCGAUGGAAACCUUCGCCCUGAAGACCACCAUCGACCUCACCCGCAACGACUACAUCUCCAACUUUGAGUUUGAUGUCUUCACCCGCCUGUUUCAACCCUGGUCUACCCUACUCCGCAAUUGGAACUGUCUAGCGGUCAACCACAGGGGAUACAUGUCCUUCAUGACCUAUGAUGAGGUCAAGAACAGAUUGGAACAGUACAUUAGCAAGCCAGGGAGCUACAUAUUCCGCCUGAGCUGCACCCGGCUAGGCCAGUGGGCCAUCGGCUACGUCACCCAGGACAAGACAAUCCUACAAACCAUUCCACAAAACAAGUCUCUCUGUCAGGCCCUCAUCGAUGGUAACAGGGAAGGAUUCUAUCUGUACCCUGAUGGCUGCGAGGACAACCCAGACCUAACGUCGGUACUUACCAAACCUCCAGAAGAACUGAUCCACGUGACAGCAGACCAGUAUGAGCUCUACUGCGAGAUUGGAUCCAGCUUCCAGCUCUGUAAGAUCUGCACAGAGAACGACAAAGACAUCAAGCUGGAACCCUGCGGGCAUCUGCUCUGCUCACAGUGUCUUUCUGCCUGGCAGAUGAGGAUUAAUUCAAACAGGGACACUGAUGGUCAGGGCUGUCCGUUCUGUCGCUGUGAGAUCAGAGGAACAGAACCAAUCAUCAUCGACCCCUACAGCCCCAAUCGGAUGAAGUCCGCUCGCAGGAAAGCAGAGGAGGAAAAAGAAAAAGAGGAAGAAAAUAAAAAAGAUCGAGAUGAUGAUGUUGAUCUUCCAACUAACCACGCCCCUACCCCGCCCAUACCCACCCACAUCCCUACUCCACCUGUACCCGACGAACCUGUCUACGCCGCCCCUAAAAAGAAGAACCAGGCGCACCCCUUACCAAGCGUUCCUGGUCUCCCUCCACGCCCCUCCCCCAUCUCCUCCCCAGUCCACUCCCCUAACAUCUCGCCAAGGUCCUCGGUCCAGUACGGGGGUGCGAGCAACGGGACCGGUCCCUUGUCACCGACACCCCUUCUGCCACCCAGGAGGUACCUGAAUGAUGGGAGCACGGAGGAAGGGCAGCAAGAUGACCCGGAGGGGUCGUAUCAAAAUACUGCUGCUCUCAAUCAGCAAGCAUUUGAUGAGAGCCCCCUUCUGCAUUCCCAUACCACCACCACUGGUUCAUCAUCGCACGAGUCAGGCUCCGUCACGGCGCCCGCCACGCCUUACACCACCGGCGCUGAGAACCCCGCCAACCUCCUCUACAACACCGAGGCCAUGGAACGCCUCCGCCAGCACGCCGCAACCGCUUCGAACCGCCCCGGUAACCCCUUCCGACGCUCCAUCAGCGAGACGACCGACGCCAACGCAGCGCUGAUGUUCUCCGCCUUCGCCGCGAGCAACAACGUCGGAGAGGCGGCCGGCGCUACGGGUGAUUUUCACAUAGAUUCUUUUCUGAGCUCUCUAAUGGGUGCUACCACCACCGGGGACCACUCAAAUAACCCCAUAUACCAAAACCAACCACACCUUCUCCACAACGACUCCUCCAAUUCUUCCCCUUCAUCCUCUAACUUGGAUCUUACUUCUCAGUUUUGUCAAGCUUUGCCACCGCCCAUCUCUUCACAAUCCUUCUGCUCUGGCCCCAUGGGGGGUCUUGAGACCGCCGGCGGGGGUCAGGUCAAAGGUCAUGGGCUAUCACCUCUUAUCAUGCACUCGGGUCACGCUGGUAAUGGCGCUGCAGGUGGUGGGGGUGAUCAGGACACUAUCUACUUAAACAUCACUCCUCAAGCUUCUACAGGCUCACAUGAUGAUGACGCUGUCCAGUACGAAUGGCCUCCCCCUCCUCGGAGCGUGAAUGACCCCCCGCCUCUACCCCCUCCUCACUCACAUCAUGUCCAUCAACAACAACAGGCCAAAGCACAAGUUAUGAGAGAGGCUCCAGAGGGCUAUGAACUUCCGCCCGCUUCACCUGUUAUUCAGCAGCAGAAUCCAUUAUUCCCUAAGGGUAUAAGCUACAAUGCUAAUCAAGCAUCAAGCAAUGCAGUCCCUCCGCCAAUCAACAGAACAUCCCCGCAGAUCUCUAAUCCAUCUUCCUGGCCUAUUUCUGUUUCAAGUGACUUCACCUCCUCUCGCCCAGGCCCAGGGAGCUCAGGGAGCCCCCGCCGUUCCUCCCCCUCCCCUUCCAGCCCAGCCCCGCCCUCACCAGCCCGCCCAUCCCCCUCACCUACCACCAUCAAACACCCCCCGGUCAACGCCCCGUCCCCCUCUACCGCCUGGAGCAGGGGCGGCCACCAACGCAGGCAGCAUGGAAGCCAUCAUCAGAAUCCUGACGCAAGAAGGUUUCCAUCGGGAGGAGGUCGUCAAGGCCCUGGACAUCACCAAAAAUAAUGUGCCAAUGGCUCGCAGAAUCCUCAAAGAACUUACAAUAACUUACUAACAAGGGGAAGAAAUCUGUCUGUUGAAGGUACAUGUAUUUUAACACGUACCUUUGUAAUAGUAAGAAAGGGCAAUCAUCUACUGAACGGUUCCAACGGGGGGAAGUCGUGAGGGCAGUAGACAUCACCAAAAAUAACGUGCCCAUGGCUCGCAGGAUACUCAAAGAACUUACAAUAACUUACUAACAAGAGUAGGAAUCGUAAGUUCUUCUUAGGAAUUAGUCUGCUAAAGGUACAUGUAUUUCAACAUGUCCCUUUGCACUUGGUAACAAUAGAAAAGGGCUUUAAUCUACUGAAGGUUUCCAUCUAAUACUAAGUGAUUAGAAGUGGCAAAGCUCUAGGGGGCACGUGCCCCCCCCCCCCCCC
This is a messenger RNA of Strongylocentrotus purpuratus (purple sea urchin), 3546 nucleotides long. RefSeq names its product E3 ubiquitin-protein ligase CBL-B-B. The transcript is spliced from 13 exons. Bases 194 to 3133 code for a protein of 979 amino acids. Gene Ontology annotation, cellular component: plasma membrane; membrane raft. Gene Ontology annotation, biological process: cell surface receptor signaling pathway; negative regulation of epidermal growth factor-activated receptor activity. The record is from RefSeq and is a predicted model, not a curated record. Gene Ontology annotation, molecular function: ubiquitin protein ligase activity; SH3 domain binding; calcium ion binding. Lineage: Eukaryota; Metazoa; Echinodermata; Echinoidea; Camarodonta; Strongylocentrotidae.